CUUUCACAUUCCACAGACAUUAGCGUGUGCGAGCGAGGAAACGACAGGGGAGCACAAGAUUAUAAGCUUUCAAUUUGUAUUAUGAGCAAAGUUUAAUUCUUCAACGCGGUCAUAUAUCUCUACACCCACCUCAUAUCUCAUCUCGAAUUGUCCCGUACUCCAACAUGGCGCAUACAACACCGUCUUCGCAGAUUCCGCAACACGUCACUUCCCUCCUUUCACAUCUAACAUCGCGUCCGGGAGUUCAGUCCACCUUCAUCCUUUCGCGCAAAGAUGGGUCCAUAAUUCAGAGCACGGGGCUGCUGGCGACGAAGCCAGCGGGCAACAGCAGUCCAGAUGUCUCUCAGGCCGAUCCAGCCGCCGAGGAGCAGUCGGAAUCUACUUUGACCCCUGCAGAAUCAUCCAUCCCUUCCACAACGUCUAGCACAACUACCCUUACCCAUCAAACCUCCUACCAACCGUCCCAGGCGGAAGCGCUAGCAGCUCGCAUUUUUGCUUUUGUUUCCAGCGCUGCGGAUCUAAGCUUGUCGCUCUCACGACCCAUGAAUGAAAACGCCCACGGCUCUAAAACAGAUCCGAACGGCUUGCAAGAAGGGUUAGGCAAUGGAAUAUUCCGGGACGAUGGAGACGGAGAGGCAUCGGAGAAGGACGACGAUGAAGUCAAGCUCCUGCGGCUGAGAACUAAAAAGCAUGAGAUUGUUGUUGUUCCGGAUAAGAAGUAUCUGCUUUGUGUGGUACAUGAUGCGGCGCACCCGGCGGGGAACCCGAGUGCCGGGUUGCGCUCGCGGUAAUGGAUGAUGAUGAUAUUAUUCGCUUUGGACUUUUUUUCUACUCUGUUAUUUUAAUGUGCUCUUAUUUGGACAUAUCUCGGUUUGCAUGGAAUAUACCCGGUUGGAAGCAGGGAGCUCGUCU
Molecule: messenger RNA, 912 nt
Organism: Aspergillus pseudonomiae
Lineage: Eukaryota; Fungi; Ascomycota; Eurotiomycetes; Eurotiales; Aspergillaceae
Exons: 2
Coding region: 165-791 (208 amino acids)
Biological process (GO): microtubule-based movement
Cellular component (GO): cytoplasm; cytoplasmic dynein complex
Molecular function (GO): dynein intermediate chain binding
Source: RefSeq, a predicted model, not a curated record